Molecule: messenger RNA, 965 nt
Organism: Arabidopsis thaliana (thale cress)
Lineage: Eukaryota; Viridiplantae; Streptophyta; Magnoliopsida; Brassicales; Brassicaceae
Gene: TIM17-1
Product: translocase inner membrane subunit 17-1
Exons: 1
Coding region: 110-766 (218 amino acids)
Cellular component (GO): mitochondrial inner membrane
Source: RefSeq, marked reviewed
CAACACGAUAUUUUUCCAUUUUUGUAAUUUUUCCUCAUUCUUAGUUUCGUUUUCAAGGGCUCUUUUCUUAUACCCUAAAAAGUUACUUGUAGAUCAAAAUCGAAAAUCAAUGGGAACUCCAGAAUCAUCGAGAGAGCCAUGUCCGGAUCGGAUCCUAGAUGAUGUCGGAGGUGCGUUUGCGAUGGGUGCUGUUGGUGGAUCAGCGUAUCACCUCAUAAGAGGAAUCUACAACUCUCCCGGCGGAGCUCGUCUCUCCGGCGGCGUUCAAGCUUUGAGAAUGAGCGGGCCGAGAAGCGGAGGAAGCUUCUCCGUGUGGGGUGGUCUUUACUCAACCUUCGAUUGUGCGUUGGUGUACGCAAGACAAAAGGAAGAUCCAUGGAACUCGAUCUUAUCUGGUGCAGCCACUGGAGGAUUCCUCUCGUUGCGUCAAGGCUUAGGCGCGUCUGCUAGAUCGGCUUUAGUCGGAGGUGUGUUGUUGGCUAUGAUAGAAGGAGUUGGUAUCAUGUUAAACAAAGUUCAGAGUACUGCGCAUAACGAGCAGUUCAUGGAGGAUCAUGCAGCUACUUCUUUACCAUAUGGUAUGGGUCAGAUAUCUGGUCAGUCCGUACCGGUACCGGAGACUUCUUCUUCUUCUUCUGGUUCGGUAUCUUGGUUUGGGAGUUUGUUUAAGAAGAAGAAAGAAACAGAGGAUCAUCAUUCAGAGAGCAGAACUCACAUUUUGGAGAGCUUUGAUGCUCCUCCUGUGCCUACUUAUGAGUUUAAGUGAUGGAAUUAUUGAGGUCUGAAUUUUACUUUUAAUGUUAAGAGCUUAGUAACUAGAAUUAUAUAUUCUGCAAUAAGUUUUAUAUAAUAAUAUUAUGAAUUAGAGACUAUUGUCAAUUUGGAUUGAUAUAAUACCGUCUGGUUUUAUGUAUAAUUUACCAAUUGUUACAACAUGAUUAGCGUGAAGGUUAACUUCUUGUGAU